CUGCCAUGCGCCAGGGCGCAGCUAUGCCGGGUCUACUCAUUUUUAGUCGGUCAGGACUUAGCAAUCGUUCGCAAUUCAGCUUACAGUAAUGAAGACAUAAAAACAUUUUGGAGUGACAUAUUUGACAAAUUUGCAGGACAAACUGACGAGCAAUUUGUGAAUUACAUUUCUGCAUUGUUUGCUGAUGUUAACAGUGCAGAGAAAGGUGUUACACUGGAUGCAGCAAAUCGGCUUUACGUGGAAAAAAGUUUCACCCUGGAAGAAGCAUUCCUGAAAAUCAUCGCAUCGCAUUUUGCGGGACAAUUACAGCAAGUGCACUUCAUGGACAAGGAAGUCGUUGUUCACGAAAUCAAUAGUUGGGUGGCAAAGCAGACGCGAGAUAAAAUUAAAAAUUUGGUAUGUGUGGAGAACAUUCAUGAUGAUACGCGUCUGAUGCUUAUUAAUGCUGUCUACUUCAAAGGGACAUGGAAAGAACAGUUCAGAAAAGAACUAACUAGAAAGAAACCAUUCUAUAUUUCUGAAAAUAACCAAAACGAGGUGGACAUGAUGGCCAUGAAGGAGAAGUUCUCCUAUUAUGAAGACGACGACGUGAAGGUGCUCGGGAUGCCGUACGUUGGUGAUCAAACACAGAUGUUCAUCAUUCUCCCGCAACGACGGUUCGGCCUAGCUGAUGUCGAGCAAAACCUUACGGGAAAGAAGUUGUUGUCCUACGUUCAGCGGUCCUGCGAUACUGAAGUUGAGGUAAUUCGCGUUCUGGAACUUUUUUUUCCCUGUUUGUUGAAAAUAAACCUCAACAUCGGAUGAGU
Molecule: messenger RNA, 806 nt
Organism: Gongylonema pulchrum
Lineage: Eukaryota; Metazoa; Nematoda; Chromadorea; Rhabditida; Gongylonematidae
Source: the annotation of a GenBank genome assembly